AUGUCGGUCUACUCGCACGAUGAGGAUCACGACCCUCAGGCUGACGAGCUCCGCGAGACCGCCCUCGUUACCCUCGAGGCUUUGAUCAGCUCCUGCAACCAGCAGAUGCAGCCAUAUCUGGCCAAUACCACCAGUGCAGCCCUUCGAUUCCUGAAGUACGAUCCGAAUGUUGCCGAGCUGGAGGAUGACGAGGAGAUGGGUGGUACCCAGGAUGACGGCAGCGAGGACGAUGCGACUGAAGAACCCGACAUGGACGACGACGAAUUCGAAGAUUUUGAGGAGGAAGACGGAUACAGUGACGUGGAUGACAUGAGCUGGAAGGUUCGCCGGUGCUCAGCGAAGCUGCUCUACUCCCUCGUCUCUACCUACGGCCGCAGCCGCGCCCUGGACGAUGCCGCUUUGUACCAGCAGAUUGCCCCCGCCCUGAUCUCCCGUAUCGGCCGCGAACGAGAAGAAAGUGUCAAGCUGGAGGUGGUCUCGACCCUAACUGCCCUCGUUCGCAAGACCAGCGAAGGCUCGGCCGUCGUCACCUCGAACGGCUUCCUGGAGGCGGUUGGUGGAUCCAAGAACUCCCGCAAGAGGAGACGCCAGGACAGCGAUGCCAGCAUGGUCGACUUUGAGCCCAGUGUCGGAACGUCCUCUGCAAUCGAUUCCCCCCUUAUUCCCUCCUCCCCAAAGUCCGGCCCCCAAGCCGACUUGGCCCGUUCCGUGCCUUUGAUCGUGCAGAGUCUGUUGAAAGCCUGGAAGCAAGCCUCGAUGCCUCUGCGACAAGCUGCCAUUAUUCUGUUGAAAAGUCUUUCGUUGGUUCGCUACGGAGGACUGGCAGACCACCUUCAACAAAUCGAAGACCUCAUCGCGGAUGCCCUCAAGACAUCCUCCCUCUCAGGCAGUUCGGCGGCCCACUCGGGGGCAGCUGUCAGUGCGGGCACUCUGCAGAUUGAAACUCUGGGCUUGAUUUCUGCCAUCGCUGAGACACACCUGUCCGAUGCUCUUCUCCCCUUCUUGAUUGCGCUCGUCCCCGGAGUCGUCGGUGCCGUCAAUGAGCGUAACUAUAAGGUUAGCAGCGAGGCACUCGGUGCCGUUGGGCAAAUAGUCAAGGCCCUCACUCCACCUCGGGCCUCGUCCAAUGCGUCUGAUAUGGCCAUGCAGCUGGAGAAGCUCUACGAUGUUGUCCUCGCCCGCAUCGCCGACACCAGCGCCGACCUGGAAGUUCGCCAGCGAGCCAUCCACGUCUUCGGUGUCAUCCUCGCACGCACGGCGGGUGAACGAGGCACCGAGUACCUUUCGGUCGACCGUAGGUCACAGGGCCUUACAAUUCUUUCCGAUCGUGCCAAAAAUGAGACAACCCGUCUGUCAGCCGUUCGCGCCAUCGACGAUGUUGUCGUCCUAGCGGACCGCAAACAGGACGUGACGGAUGACUGGGUCAACGAUGUGACUCUAGAGCUUGGCUCUAACCUCCGAAAGGCCGACCGUGCUUUGCGAGGAUCGUGCUUGGAGGCCCUUCGCAGCAUUACCAUGAACUCUAACACUCGCUCACACCUCAAUGCCAACACAAUGACCACUCUGGAGAGUUCGCUUUUGCCUCUGCUGGCGGCACCCGACUUUCACCUACUUACUCCUACUUUGAUCAUCAUUGCUAAGCUUGUCCCCGGGAACUCCAAGACCCUGGUCAACGAUGCCCUGAUCUCGUCGAUCUGCGCCAUCGUCAAGCAGCCUCUGGUUGGGACUGUCCUGAAGGCUCUGCUCCUUCUUGUGAAGGUCAUUGGCGAGGAGGGUGCCGGUGCCCAGUUGAUGCAAAACCUGCUGCAGAAUGUUGGCAUUACCGGCGACUCCUCCGUCGUGGGUCGGGCCAUUGGAACCCUUCUGGUGCAUGGCGGACCAAACCUCGGCGUCACGAUGAACGACUUUUCCAACGAGUUGCAAUCUGCCAAGGACGACAGUCGCAAGUGUCUUGCCCUUGCAAUUCUUGGUGAGAUCGGAUUGCGGAUGGGCGCCGAGUGCUCUCUCACCCCUGACUUGUUCAUUGCCCACUUCGACUCUCCCUCCGACCAUGUCCGUUUGGCGGCUGCCACUGCCCUCGGGAAUGCAGCGGCAGGGAGUGUCAAGGCAUACUUGCCUAUCCUGUUGAACGGCCUGACGAAAUCCAACUCUCAGAGCUAUCUUCUCCUCCACUCGGUGCGGGAGUUACUCCAGCAUCCCGAAGUGGUGCGUCCUGACCUUGCGCCCUCUGCCCUCAAACUGUGGCAGUCACUCCUCGUCGUUUCGGAGGAAGAGGAUAAUCGGGCUGUUGGUGCGGAGUGCGUUGGCCGUCUUGCGCUGAUUGAUCCGGUGGCCUACAUUCCUCAUUUCCAGCAGUAUCUCUCCAAUCAAGACACCGUCAUUCGCGGCGUGGUCAUUUCGGCUUUCAGGUACACGCUAGCCGAUUCAAGCGAUGCCUACAACGACGUCCUUCGCCCCUUGAUAGUGCCUCUUCUGACCAACAUGCUUGCCGACCGCGACCUGGGCAACCACCGACUUGCAUUGACCACCCUGAAUUCUGCCAUCCACAACAAGAUGAACCUGCUUCUCCCUCAUCUGGACGAACUGCUCCCGGCCGUCUUCGGCGAUACUCAGAUCAAGCCGGAGUUGAUUCGGGAGGUGCAAAUGGGUCCGUUCAAACACAAGGUGGAUGACGGACUCGACCUGCGCAAGAGUGCCUACGAAACUCUCUACGCGUCUCUCGACACAUCCUUCUCCCGCACGCACGUCGCCGAAUUGUACGACCGUGUUCUGGCCGGCGUUGAAGACGAGCAGGAUAUUCGCGCGAUCAGCAACCUGAUGACAUCCAAACUCAUCACCAUCGCUCCCGAAGAGACGGAGCGCCGCCUGGAUCUAUUGUCGGAGCGCUACACCAGCGUCCUCUCGUUCAAGCCGAAGGACAACGCCGUGAAGCAGGAACUGGAAAAGGCACAAGAAGCCUCGCUGGGUAUUCUGAAGAUCACCAAGGAACUCAGCAAGGCAUUCCCGAAUGCCGAAGCGUCCAACGAUCUGCACAAAUGGAAGGCAUACAUGGAGUACGUGCGGAAGCAGUUUACGAGCCAGUACCAGAGUCUGGACACGGACUUCUAG
Penicillium cinerascens is the source of this 3108-nucleotide messenger RNA. It is a transcript of the gene canA, whose product is annotated as putative cullin binding protein CanA. Bases 1 to 3108 code for a protein of 1035 amino acids. Gene Ontology annotation, biological process: SCF complex assembly; protein ubiquitination. Gene Ontology annotation, cellular component: nucleus. Lineage: Eukaryota; Fungi; Ascomycota; Eurotiomycetes; Eurotiales; Aspergillaceae. The record is from RefSeq and is a predicted model, not a curated record. The transcript is spliced from 2 exons.